AUGGCACCAAUGACUGCUGAGGAACUUUCAAAUCACCCAGAAUACCCCCAUACUAUCUGGGACCUAAAACCAGAAAAGAAAGGCAAAGCCGUUGUAGCCAAGGACAGAGGCGGUCCCCUUAACAUCGCUUACGAGAUCCAUGGUCAUGGCGACAGACACCUCGUGUGGGUCAUGGGCCUUGGUGGCAUGAAAUACGCAUGGCAGCGUCAGACAAAAGACUUUGGCCACACCAAAGGCGACCAAUACUCGUCGUUAGUAACUGACAACCGGGGUAUUGGUGACUCCGACAAGCCCACAUCAAGAUACUCUACAUCUGCCAUGGCCCAAGACAUUGUCGAAGUCCUCGAUCAUGUCGGCUGGACCGGUGACCGUGAACUACACGUGAUUGGUAUAAGCAUGGGUGGCAUGAUUGCCCAGGAAAUAGCCAUGUUGAUACCACAACGGAUUUGCACACUCUCGCUCGUAUCCACAGCUGCACAAUUAUUCAGAACAAAUGGCUUCAUCGAAAACCUCUGGAACCGAGCCAAUCUCUUCAUCCCCAAAUCUCUCGAUGCCCAAAUCGAAGGCGUAAAGAAGAACCUCUACACACAGCAAUGGCUCGACGCGCCCGACACUCUCGAACCUGUCGUCCAAGCCUUUCCUACAAACGGUGACCGUUUUGCUGCAAACGAAAUCUGGAAACGAUCACAUCCCGAGUACUUUGGUAAGGCUGGAUUCAUGCUGCAAGCUAUCGCCGCGGGGUGGCACCACAAGAGCCCGGAGCAACUGCAGCAGAUUGCAAAGACUGUAGGCAAGAACAGGAUCAUGGUUAUCCAUGGCACCCAGGAUCGCAUGUUGACUUUCCCAUUGGGUGUUGUGCUUUGGAGAGGAUUAGAGAGGGGGGAGGGCCCGACCGGAAAGGAGAACUGGUUGGGUAUCGAGGAAGAGGAGGAUAUCUGGCAGGAAGGUGAGGUUGAGAAGCAUUUCAUCAAGGGGCAGGGGCAUGUGUUGCCGGCGGAGAUGAGGGAAGACUUUAACGUAUGGAUUGAGGGAUUGGUCGAGAGGGGUAUCAAACUUAAUGAAGAGCAGGGCCUGUAG
Molecule: messenger RNA, 1077 nt
Organism: Alternaria burnsii
Lineage: Eukaryota; Fungi; Ascomycota; Dothideomycetes; Pleosporales; Pleosporaceae
Exons: 4
Coding region: 1-1077 (358 amino acids)
Source: RefSeq, a predicted model, not a curated record